UAACAUCUUCCAUGCCAUAAUUAACCUGCGCUACGUUACCCAGCACGCACACAAUAUCGCCAAUUAUUAACCACCACGCUAUAGCUACACUCACCAUGAAAGCGAUCUUAAGCAAUAUCCUAGGCGCCCCGGUCGCAGACGCCGAAGAAGAAUCCUUCCUCCUCUUCGCGCAGCCCAUCCCCUCGCGCUCCCUCGGCUUCAUCGACCCAAAGGCCCCCUCCCUCACCAUCACCAUCGACAACACCGACCUCCAAAUCGCGCAGAGCCCCAGUCUGCUCACGUCCAAUCUGCCCGGCGGCACUACUGGUGCUGUCCUAUGGUCCAUCACACCACUCCUCGCAUCAUGGCUCGUCCAUCCGCGCAACCCACUAUUCGCCGCUCUCGUAACGUCGACAUCGACGGUUCUGGAGCUGGGAGCGGGCAUCUCGGGCUUGCUUGCGCUGACGCUGGGGGCGCGUGUGGGGCGCUAUGUGGCGACGGACCAGGCGUAUGCGCUGCGGCUGCUGCGGGCGAAUGUUGUUGCGAAUGUUUCUGCGAAUCGAGUGGAUGGGCGGGGGAAGGGGAGGGGGAAGGGGAAACCGAGGUCGAAAGGGGCUAAGGGGAGCGGCAAGGGAAAGGGAGGCAGUAGUAGUAGUAAGGGUGGAAAUGGAAAGGGGGCAGAAAAAGACGAAGAAGACGAAGAAGAGGGCGAAACAGGCAACGUGCACAUCGUCCCACUAGACUGGGAAACCACAGACGUCGGAUCGCUGGUCCACGGCGUGCUAGGCCUGCAGACGGGCGUGGACGUCGUAGUUGCGUGUGAUUGUGUGUACAACGAUGCGCUUGUGGAGCCGUUUGUGAGGGCUUGUGUGGAGGUUUGUCGGUGUCGGGAUGCCCGCCAGGAUGCCCAUGAAGAUAUGCAGAACGAAGAAGAGGAAGAAGAGCAGAAACAGACGGUGUGUAUAGUAGCACAGCAACUGCGAUCGGCAGAGGUGUUUGAGGCGUGGCUAGGGCGGUUCAUGCGUGAUUUCGAGGUGUGGAGGGUGCAGGAUGAUUGGGGUGGAGUGGAGGGGUGGGGACUUGGGGAGGGGAGUGGGUUUGUGGUGCAUGUUGGGGUUUUGAGGGGGUGA
Molecule: messenger RNA, 1109 nt
Organism: Pseudovirgaria hyperparasitica
Lineage: Eukaryota; Fungi; Ascomycota; Dothideomycetes; Acrospermales; Acrospermaceae
Exons: 3
Coding region: 96-1109 (337 amino acids)
Source: RefSeq, a predicted model, not a curated record